Elaeis guineensis (African oil palm) is the source of this 1142-nucleotide messenger RNA. Its product is annotated as large ribosomal subunit protein uL30y. Gene Ontology annotation, cellular component: cytosolic large ribosomal subunit. The record is from RefSeq and is a predicted model, not a curated record. Gene Ontology annotation, biological process: maturation of LSU-rRNA from tricistronic rRNA transcript (SSU-rRNA, 5.8S rRNA, LSU-rRNA). NCBI's taxonomy places the organism in Eukaryota, Viridiplantae, Streptophyta, Magnoliopsida, Arecales, Arecaceae. Gene Ontology annotation, molecular function: RNA binding; structural constituent of ribosome.
ACCGUUGGAUUCUCGACCCAUUUCUCUCAUCCAUACCCUAACUUCGAGAACAAAACCCUCAAAAACCUAGAACCGAGCCGCGUGCUCCCCGCCUCCUCGCUCAGCGAUUCGUAGAUCCAAGUGCUCCAAGGAGAGAGGGGGAGAGUGAGAGAUGGCGACGGAGGAAGCGAAGGCGGUGAUCCCGGAAUCGGUGCUGAAGAAGAGGAAGAGGGAGGAGGAAUGGGCGCUGGCGAAGAAGAAGGCGCUCGAGGCCAAGAAGAAGAAGGACCGUGAGAACCGGAAGCUCAUCUUUAGCAGAGCCCAGCAAUAUGCCAAAGAGUACGAGACCCAGGAGAAGGAGCUGAUCCGUUUGAAGAGAGACGCGAGGAUGAAGGGAGGAUUUUAUGUUUGCCCCGAAGCCAAGCUGCUCUUUAUCAUUCGAAUCCGAGGUAUCAACGCCAUGCACCCAAAAACCCGAAAGAUUUUGCAGCUCCUUCGUCUCAGACAGAUAUUUAAUGGAGUGUUCCUGAAAGUUAACAAGGCCACCAUCAACAUGUUGCGUAGGGUCGAGCCUUAUGUGACAUAUGGGUAUCCUAACUUGAAGAGUGUCAGGGAGUUGAUUUACAAGAGAGGAUAUGGGAAGUUGAACAAGCAGAGGACUCCUCUCUCGGACAAUUCAAUUAUUGAACAGGCCUUAGGGAAGUAUGGCAUUAUCUGCAUCGAAGACCUCAUUCAUGAGAUCAUGACUGUCGGGCCACACUUCAAGGAGGCAAACAACUUCCUGUGGCCAUUCAAGCUUAAGGCACCAUUGGGUGGCCUGAAGAAGAAGAGGAAACACUAUGUUGAGGGAGGGGAUGCUGGAAACCGUGAGAAUUACAUCAAUGAGCUCAUCAGAAGAAUGAACUAGAUAUUUGAGGUUGUUUUAAAUGUCUUUACUUAUGGGACGAAGAAAUCAUUGGAUCUUAGAUCCAGCUUUUAUUAGGAAUUGGACAACUAGGAACUGGAUAAACAUGAAAGCUUUGCAAUUUUGGUGUUUUGAAUCUAGUGUUGGACAUGCUUUAAUUACUGAUGCUUUCCUUAUUCUUGUUAUUCAUGAGAUAUUUUCCUGUGACAUCAGAAGUUAUGCUUGUUAUGAAUUUAGUUUGUUGGAGUUUGGAUGGUCA